Sitophilus oryzae (rice weevil) is the source of this 3423-nucleotide messenger RNA. It is a transcript of the gene jub, whose product is annotated as LIM domain-containing protein jub. Gene Ontology annotation, molecular function: transcription corepressor activity. Gene Ontology annotation, cellular component: adherens junction; transcription regulator complex; P-body. The coding region runs from base 197 to 1915 and encodes 572 amino acids. NCBI's taxonomy places the organism in Eukaryota, Metazoa, Arthropoda, Insecta, Coleoptera, Curculionidae. The transcript is spliced from 6 exons. Gene Ontology annotation, biological process: regulation of DNA-templated transcription; response to hypoxia; cytoskeleton organization. The record is from RefSeq and is a predicted model, not a curated record.
UUGUCAAAGUCGUAUGAGAUCAUUGGACUUGGGUGACAAAAAGAAAUAAGAAAUUGUGGUUUGAAUGAAUUUAUUAUUAAAAUAAGUAUGUAUGAAAAAUUGUCCAAGCUAAGUGUUUAGAUAUAAUAUAAGAUUUUUAUAAACAUUAUGGUGAUUGUGUAAUAUACUAUUUAAGUGGUAAUGCUGUGAGUAAACAAUGAACCCUCAAAAUCAGAGUUUUGAUGACGCCUAUUUGCAAAAUAAAAUAGAUAAUUUAUCUCUUAAUGAUCCCAAAUACGGUAAAAUUAACAAUAUUUCUAAACCAGAAUCAUCGUCGACAGCGUAUCAGCAAAAACAACAUUUAAAUGACUAUUCUUUAUAUGCUAGACAAAAUGUAAUUGCAAGUUCAAAGUUUGCUACUCCAAAGUCUUUGGAGAUUAUUGCAAACGAGAAUAAGAACAUAGAAGAGAAUAAUGUCUAUGUACAAGUUGCGAAACCUCAAGUUCCUCCCAAUUUUACGCAGACUUCAGGAAAUUUUCCUCAACAUCCUGAAGAUUCAUUGCCAGGAAACUCUGGGCCAGUAUAUGAAAAUAUAGAUUAUUAUCCCAACAGUUCGAGUCAUCAAUCUACAUAUUAUAAUAAGAAAGCUCAGCCUCAAGUACCUAUGGGUAUUAAAAAUAGUGAUAAUGAUAUUAGUCUACCCUUGUAUGAAAAUGUUCAGAGAUACCAGAAAACUUCUGGUGCAGAACCUGGUCCACAGGUUCCCUCAAAUUAUCAAUAUGAAGAAAAUGUUUUACCGGAAAAUCAACAUUUAAUUUAUUCAGAAACAAGUCAGUCAUAUGGAGGAAUUAAAAAAUUUACCCCACAAAUGAUUGAGGAAAUAAAUGGCAGUGAUUAUGUUUGUAUGACAGGAAAUGUAUCCCAUACUUUAAGUACAAACCCACAAUUUCAAACAUCAACAGCAAAGAAUUAUGAUAGGUCGCCAGCCACUGGAAUAGCUCAAACACCGACGAAGAUUAUUUCACCAAGCAAAGGGGUUAAAAACCUUCCACUUCCGGAGACAAUGCCAAAAAGACCAUCUCCAGUUCCUAGUCCUACCCCAAGUUUAUCUAGUAUCACUAGUGGGGGAAAAUUGAAAAUUAGUGGUAAAAACUUGCUUCCUUAUAGUGUCACUCCACCAAAACCUCGAGGACCCACUGAAGCCCAGAAAAAAAUAGAAGAAAUGACCAGACAAAUUGAGGAAGAAAUGGAGAGACAUGAAGAAGAAGGAGAAUAUUUUGGAAUUUGUCACACUUGCGGAGAGAAAGUAACUGGUGCAGGUCAAGCUUGCCAGGCAAUGGGUAAUCUUUACCAUACAAAUUGUUUUAUUUGCUGCUCCUGUGGAAGGGCUCUACGAGGAAAAGCUUUUUAUAAUGUUCAUGGACGGGUCUAUUGUGAAGAAGAUUACCUAGUAAGCCCAAAUGACAAUGAAUAUUCAGGAUUUCAACAAACCGCAGAAAAAUGUGCAAUUUGUGGUCAUUUAAUUAUGGAAAUGAUUUUACAAGCCAUGGGUAAAUCAUAUCAUCCUGGAUGUUUUCGAUGUUGUAUAUGUAAUGAAUGCCUAGAUGGUGUACCUUUUACAGUUGACGUUGAUAAUAAAAUUUAUUGUGUUAAUGACUAUCAUAGAAUGUUUGCUCCGAAAUGCUCCUCAUGUGGAAAAGGGAUUACUCCAGUAGAAGGUACCGAAGAGACUGUUAGAGUAGUGUCAAUGGAUAAAGACUUCCAUGUUGAUUGUUAUGUGUGUGAAGAAUGUGGGAUGCAACUAACGGAUGAACCUGAUAAGCGAUGCUAUCCCCUUGAAGGCCGAUUAUUAUGCCGAACCUGUCACAUUCAAAGACUACAACAUACACCUCGUCAUAUGCACCCAGUAGCUGCUACUUAUCAGUAUGGUGCAUAAAUUAUCAUAACAGUUUAGAGCCAAGCAAUUUAUUUUUAUAUGUUUUUAUUCUGUUGCCUUUAUUUUUUUCAUUAGUACUUAAUUCUAUGUACAGUAAGCUUGAGGUAAUACUAUACUAGAAAAUUUAGUUAAUAGGAAUUCAUUGAAUAGCCAGUUAUUACAUAUUGUCCAUAAGUUAAGUAUUUUCUAAUAGCUAUAGAGAUUACGUACCUGAGACCUAAUUCUAAUUUACUGCAUCGUGAAAAUCCGAUUUUGUUGGACGUCGAAAUUGUAUUUUUCUAUUCCAAUAUACAGGGGCAUCUAUAGUUUCAAUAUGAUUAUAGAACAAAAAUCUUAGGAAUUUAGUUUAAAUGUUGAACUAUACUGUGCACUAGGACGUCUUUCAGGAAAAUAUGUUCAUUUGUACAGGGAGUCAUAAACAGAUGAGUGGACAAUUUUUUUAAACGCUAUACCUUGUAUAUUAUUGCAUUUUGGCGUUCAUUCUUGGAUAUUAUAUUAAAUUUGUUUUCAAAGUGUGUUUAAUUUGAAAAAAAAAACAAGAAAAAAUACUUUAAUAAUUUUAUUAUUAUUUAUAACUUAAAUUCAAUAAAUUAUUCAAUUAAAACAAUAACAACUGUAUUUUAACAAUUAUAACAUUAAAUUUUGAAAAUCCCUGUACAAUUUACAAUUACAAUAUUUAAAAGAGAGUAAGUACAGACCAGCUGUAGUAAAAAUCUAGUAUUAAUUUCGAAAUAUUUCUUGUAUUUUAUUUUUGUUUAAAUCUUGUUAUGUAAAGAAUCAGGAAGGAUUAUGUAAAGUGAUCACGAAGAAGUAAGGAACCCAAAAAUACAAUAAUAUAACGGGUGUUUCGUUAAAAAAUCACUCUUGCCCACUCAUGUUGUAAUGAAACAUCUUAUACAAGUGAAACUGUUUUCCAGAGUUAAGAACUAAUAACUAAUAAACCCAGUAUAGGUGUGCGUUUAUACAAAAUCCCCAAAUUAUUUAUUAUAAUUUUUUUAAGUGCUAUUGUAGACUAACUUUUACCCGCUACUGGUAAUUAACACUAUCCAGAAAUUACAAUGAAAGCCGAUCAAUACAGCAGCUGAAGUUUUAUAUGGGACAUUCAAUUUUAGAAUCAAGACAUUCAAAUUAAUUUGGUAAACAGGAUAUUACGAAAAAAAGGUUGAAAGCAGAUCAAUUAAAACUAAUUUGUGCAACUUUCUCUUAUACCAGUAGCGACUAGACGUUUAAACUAUUGCAGGACCUGUAUUUAGAUUGUAAGUGGAUACAACCUGAACGACGUCUGCGAUAGCUUUGAAAUGAAGAUCGCUGGCAUUUUAUAUGGGAAAUCUCAUCGAUCUUCAUUUCCAAGCCAACUGGACGCCUUUGUUUUCGAUCAUACGGUAUUAUGAGAAUCAGGCCUCGGAAUAAUAAUCAAUUAUACUUUGAGCAAUAUUUUCCUUUUAAUAUAAAAAUAUAGUGAGUAUAAGAAUCAAUGACAUUUCCUCAACAAAUAUAGAUGUUUUAAA